UUGAAAAGGCAUCCGGGGCUGAGUGUGCGCCCUGGGCGCAUCGAGUCGCGCUGGCCCCGGACCCCCUGCGCGGGCAGCAGSCGCCGCCGCCCGGACUCGGCUUGCCGAGGGACGGGGCUUCCCUCUGGGAGCGGGAACAGCCAUCCCUGUGUCCCGGGCACCUCUGCCCCGUGCUCUCCACUCCCGGGGGCACCUCCGUGCCGUGGGAUCCCGCCGUGACCCCGGCUGGGGGAGCACGGUGUGGCCCCGCGCCUGCCGGGCAGCGUAAGAGGGAAAGGGGGAGGCUGUAGGAAAACCCCGUUCUUGCAAAAAUGCAGCUCGCUCUUUUCUUGUCCUGGUGCUGCUGCCUGCACGGAUGCGCGCUGGGCACUGGCUUCCUCUAUCAAUUCCCAGCAUCAACCCUGCAGCACAACUACCCGGAGCAGAGCUCCGGCUCGCCGGGCAGCGGCUUCGCCAGUCGCCGGCACUGGUGUCACUACACAGUCACAAGGACAGUCUCCUGCCAGGUGCAGAACGGCUCAGAAACGGUGAUCCAGAGAGUUUAUCAGAGCUGCCGGUGGCCAGGACCUUGYGCCAACUUAGUGAGUUACAGGACUCUCAUCAGGCCCACCUACAAAAUGUCCUACAGAACGGUGACCACGCUGGAGUGGAGGUGCUGUCCUGGCUUCACGGGGAGCAACUGUGAGGAGG
This is a messenger RNA of Malurus melanocephalus (red-backed fairy wren), 690 nucleotides long. RefSeq names its product collagen alpha-1(XXVI) chain-like. Gene Ontology annotation, molecular function: protein binding. Lineage: Eukaryota; Metazoa; Chordata; Aves; Passeriformes; Maluridae. The annotation marks the transcript as partial. The record is from RefSeq and is a predicted model, not a curated record. The transcript has 3 exons.